Molecule: messenger RNA, 1275 nt
Organism: Pelagomonas calceolata
Lineage: Eukaryota; Pelagophyceae; Pelagomonadales; Pelagomonadaceae
Source: the annotation of a GenBank genome assembly
CGACUCAUUCCUGAAAACGGCCCCAGAGACGCCGUGCACGCGUGGAGCGGCCCCGGUGUGAUGUUCGGCUAGACUCGAUGCCGAGACGAUCUGGGCCGCGGCGUGAACGCGUUUACGCGUCCAAGCGCGCGGAUAACGCUGGUCCUGCUUGAUGCAGUGCGCCGCACGUACUCUACGGAUGCAGCGGAACGAUGACGUUUGGGCGCCACUACCGUCGGAUACUGGUGCUGCACUACUACCAGAGCGGCCUAGGCUGCAAGAAGCUCGCGCAGCUCACUGUUCCGCCCGUGUCCUACUCCACGGUCCGGCGGAUCAUCCGACGGUUUCGGCGGUACGGUGACUACGAUACGCCUGCCAACAGCCGGCGUCGACGCGCCGGCCUCAUUCCCAGCGAUCGCGUCGAUUGGCUCGUCGCCUUUCUCAAGGAGCGGGACUGCACGCUGUACCUGGAUGAGAUGGUGGAGCAGCUGCGGGACCAGUUCGGCACGACGUACAGCACGUGGUCGGUCUGCCGCGCGCUGCUGCGGCGCAAGAUCACUCGCAAGAAGAUCAGCGUCAUUGCGGCGCGGCGCAACGUUUUGGAGCGCGCGGUCUUCAAGGCGAACAUGGCCAAAUACGGCCCGCACCAGCUCGUCUUCAUCGACGAGACGCGCAAGGAGCCGCGGACGCUCAAUCGGCGCUACGGCCGGGCAAGAGCCCGGGCGCUGCACAGCCUCCCGUUCACGCGCCACGCGAGCGGCUACUCCGCGCUCGGCGUGCUCACGGUCCGGGGCAUGAUUGACUGCGCUGUGACGGACGCACGCGGCGUCGACGCCGAGACGUUCAUCCGGCAUCUCGCCGAACACGUCGUGCCGCGCGUCGCGCGGCGUCCUCGUAGCCGCCUCGCAGUCUCACGGUGCGCGUCCCGCGCAGGCACCUGAACCCGUUCCCCGGAGACCGGUCGGUCGUUGUCCUGGACAACGCCUCGGUGCACUGGGACGACCGCGUCCGGCGCCUCAUCGAGGGCGAGGGCGCGAUCCUCCUCUACCUGCCCGCCUACUCGUACGACUUCAACCCCAUCGAGAUGGCCUUCAACGAGGCCAAGGCCACGCUCGAGCGCCUCCACGGCACCGACCGCGCCUACCUCGAGGCCAUGCCUGAGGAGGCCCUUAGGCAGGCGCUUCUCUCGAUCGACUCCGAGAACGCCGCCGCCUACAUGCGCCACUGCGGCUGGCGCGCGACGCCCUUCCUCCCGGGGCUCCUCGACGAGGUCUAUAUGUAAGCAUUUUUGUCUGU